This is a messenger RNA of Adineta steineri, 92 nucleotides long. Lineage: Eukaryota; Metazoa; Rotifera; Eurotatoria; Adinetida; Adinetidae. The record is from the annotation of a GenBank genome assembly.
ACGAAAUCCAAUGGUGAAGCAAAUAUUUUACUUGAUUUCGAUUUUAAAUCUUUUGAUCUUAUCAGUACAAUCUUUUCCGUAGCCAUUUGUAA